Malassezia globosa CBS 7966 is the source of this 942-nucleotide messenger RNA. RefSeq lists its product as uncharacterized. The record is from RefSeq and is a predicted model, not a curated record. Gene Ontology annotation, biological process: endoplasmic reticulum membrane organization. Lineage: Eukaryota; Fungi; Basidiomycota; Malasseziomycetes; Malasseziales; Malasseziaceae. Gene Ontology annotation, molecular function: FFAT motif binding. The transcript has a single exon. Bases 1 to 942 code for a protein of 313 amino acids. Gene Ontology annotation, cellular component: plasma membrane; endoplasmic reticulum membrane.
AUGUCUGUAGAAAUCAGCCCUAGCGCUCAGCUCGGCUUCCCACGCCCGCUCACGCAGGUUGUGAAGCGUUCUCUUUAUGUGACGAACUCGAACUCGCAGCCUGUGGCGUUCAAGGUCAAAACUACGGCGCCAAAGCAGUACUGCGUGCGGCCCAACUCCGGCCGUAUGGAGCCGGGCGAGCGUGUGGAAGUGCAGGUGUUGCUGCAGCCACUAAAGGAGGAACCACCGAUCCAGACAAAGUGCCGCGACAAGUUCCUGAUUCAGAGUGCUGUGAUUACGGCGGACAAGGAAACUCUCCCGAUCCAUGAAUUUUGGGCGCUGCAGGAGCGCGAGAAGGAGGGCGUGUCAGAGCACAAGAUUCGCUGCGUGUACCUGCCACCGAACAGCGAGCCGCUCCCAGAAGAAAACGAAGACAUCAGCAGCCCGAGUGCUGCCAUCUCUCACACACCCUACGACACGAGCAUCGGUGCUGGUGCUGGCGGUCCUGGCUACGCAACGGAGGCUGGCGCCGGCGCUGGUGCGGUUGGUGCUGGCGUGGGUGCUGGUUACCUCGCUGGUCAGCCACGAACCUCCAGCGCGCACCCAGGUGCUGAGCCGCCCAUUUCAUUUGCGCAGCUGAACCGCUCGGAGGCUACGCCCAUGUCGUCGCAGCCGUUCGCCACGAGGAGUGGCGCUACAAACAUGGCACCUGCAUCUGCGGCGAUGGGUGCCACGACUUCGACGACCACGGCUGUGCCUGUCGCUACGACACCCCGCUCGCCACAGGAGCUUGAGUCGGAGGUGUUGCGUCUGCGUGCCCAGCUUGCAUCGAACGAAAAGACCACGACAUCUUUCAACAGCGGUCGCACCGCCACAGCCAAGGCUACCAGCUCAGGUGUGCCCGUCCACAUUGUCGCUGCCAUUGCUGUGGGUGUAUUUGCCAUUACCUACCUGUUUUUUUAG